Molecule: messenger RNA, 886 nt
Organism: Orbicella faveolata
Lineage: Eukaryota; Metazoa; Cnidaria; Anthozoa; Scleractinia; Merulinidae
Product: dephospho-CoA kinase domain-containing protein-like
Biological process (GO): coenzyme A biosynthetic process
Molecular function (GO): dephospho-CoA kinase activity; ATP binding
Source: RefSeq, a predicted model, not a curated record
CUGUUCGGGCCGAGCGUAGGAAGGUUUCAGGAGAUCAACUUCCGAAGGAAUCAAGGUAAUUGGUAACUAUGGUGAAGGCACACCCCGUCCCAGUGCCUUCUAAGAUGGCAGAGAUGUCGGCCGGAUAGAUCUGCUGGACGGAACGGAACCAUUUGUCCGUCAAUCGCGAUGUUUAUUGUUGGUUUAACUGGUGGAAUAGCGACUGGUAAAAGCACAGUUUCUAGGAUAUUUAAGGACUUGGGAUGUCCUGUCGUUGAUGCUGAUGAAAUAGCUCGGGAAGUUGUCAAGCCCUACCAGCCAGCAUGGAAGGCUUUAGUGCAGAAUUUUGGAAGACAUAUAUUACUUCCUAAUGAGGAGGUUGACAGAGAGAAACUGGGGAAGAUUGUGUUUGGAGAUGAUGCUAAAAGACGUGUGUUGAACAAGUGCACUCAUCCUGCUAUUUACAGUUCAAUUUGGUGGGCAUUGUUGAAGUAUUUUGUUAAAGGUGAAAAGUUUGUCAUUCUGGAUUUACCACUUUUGUAUGAGUCUGGAGUUUCAUUGUUUCUGUUGAAAGAUGUUAUUGUAGUAUACUGUGACCGAGACACUCAGCUGCAGCGUUUGAUGGAAAGGAAUAACUUCACACAAAGUGAUGCUGAAUUGAGAAUAAAUGCUCAGAUGUCACUGGACGAGAAGUGCAAGAGGGCUUCUUACAUUAUCAACAAUUCCUCCAAUCGAGAGACAACAGAAAAGCAAGCGAAGAGACUGUAUGAAACUUUCACUCGAUCAUUCGCCUACCUCCCACUUCGUGUCUUUGUUUUGUUUGUUCUCUUAUUAAUAGCAUGGUUACUCAUUUGCCUAAUGAGGCUAGUCAGCUGGUAGUUAUCGUAAGGGAGUUUCAAAGGCCUGG